AUGCGUCCACUCGCUCUUCUUAGCCUCUCGGCCGUGGCUGCCGCAGUCACCACGCCCCCAACUAUACCGAAUCAUGUUGAAGUCAUCGAGAGGGAGGCAGGCCGGGAUUACACAGUGAAGCUGGAAUGCAUAGGCUGCCCGGUUCGUGCCUGGACAAGCCCCAACAAGGCGGAAUGGCUGCAUCCGUCUCCAAACAACUCUCUAUUGCUCAGGUUUGACAUGAGCGAGUUCAGCGAUGCGUUGCUCCUCAAUGGACAUCGGAUCUUCCCUCUUGACCCGAUGCCGCUCCACAUCAACGCCAUGCAGGUUCCUACCGAGACGGAGCAGGAUGAGACGGAUCCCGCGGACGAGGAGGAUUUGGAGCUGAACAAGCACAGGAGAAUGAUGUUUCCGCUCCAAUAUCAGCAUAUCAUCUUCCGCGCUGAUGAACCCGAACACUUGUGGCUUCAAUUCAAUGUGACAGGCUUGCCCUGGGGAGAGACACCUGAGCCGAUCAAGAUGGGUCAGAAGGUCGUUCAGAUAUUGUUGCGCAAGGAGUAUGAUGAGAACUUUGAGUACGAUGGGAAUUUGGGCGGCAAUUACAUCCUCGGCAUCGAAGACGUACAGAUCGUCGAGGCAAAAGACAAGCUGCAGCCACCUAGAAUGAAAUGUGGAAAGCUGGCCAUGGUGCAAACGACAUUUGAUCCCAGCGAAUGGGACCAGUACGGUAGAGUUGGCACGUGGUCGAGGACCUGGAGCACUCUUGUUGGAAAACUACAUCUUGGAAAGAAUGCCCUGCUUCUUCCGCUCUUUGCAUUGCUUGCGGCUAGCCUCGUCAUGGUCCAUCGCCUGUUUUUGCGGAGGCAGCAGGAGAAUUUUGGCACAGACUCUGAUGCUGAGACCGCUCUGUUGGGCCGCGAUGCGCCUCCACCGUACGCAGACAUCCCGGUGAUCAAGAUUGAAGAGUAUGAUUAG
This is a messenger RNA of Alternaria atra, 954 nucleotides long. RefSeq lists its product as uncharacterized. The coding region runs from base 1 to 954 and encodes 317 amino acids. The record is from RefSeq and is a predicted model, not a curated record. The transcript has 2 exons. Lineage: Eukaryota; Fungi; Ascomycota; Dothideomycetes; Pleosporales; Pleosporaceae.